AUGGAGCUCGAGCGGAGGCAGAGCGACACGUUGCGGAGGGCGAGGGACCUCGAGGCCCUGCUCGUGGAGGCGAGGCAGAGGGAGACGGAGCACAUCGCGCGGAUCUCGGAGCUCGAGGGCACCCUGCAGCAGGUGGCCAGGCUGCAGAAGCAGGCCUCGGCCGAGAAGCAGCAGAAGGAGCAGGACUUCAGGGACGAGAUCGCUCGCUUGCAGCAGGUGUCCUGCCAGGCGCAGGCGGGGGGCCCGGAGCAGGCGCCCAGGGACGCCGCCCUGACGGAGCUCCGGCGCAGAGAGCAGGAGCACCUGGACAAGAUCGGUGAUCUCAGCAAGCAGGUCAGCGAGCUGCAGAAGGCGCCCCUCAUCAUCCAGAGCCUCCUGACCGAGGCUGCCAAAAAGGACGAGGAGCGCAAGCAGGAGAUCAGCCGGCUGAAGGUCGCCCUGCUGCAGCACCCCGCCGUGGCGCAGGACCCCCCCGACUCGCGCAGCGAGUCUGACGGCCCAGCGCGCCAACGCGGCAGUGCCUCCUCGGCGGAGGCCCUGGAGGCGGAGGUCGAUCGGCUCAGGGGGCAGCUCAAGUCGCGGGACAGGGAGCUUCAGGACGUGAUGGCGAACUACGAGCGGUGCCGGCACGAGCUGGAGGCCCGGAGGCUCCGGAGCGCCGAGCGCCUCCUGAAGCGCGACGGCUCCAAGCGGCGCGCGGCCUCCCCGGAGCCCCUCGGCAGCCCGGUCAUGAACGAGUGGCGGCGGCAGCUGGCGCUCUUCAACCCGGCUGGGGUGAAGGGCGACCUGGCGCAGGCCCAGUUCCGCCGCCUCCUGGAGCUCGACCUGGAGGUGGCCGCCAGGGUCGAGCGCCGCCCCGAGCUGCUGGCCACCGUGCAGGCCGCGCGCGCGGCGAAGGCCGAGCAGCUCCGCAGGGAGGCGCAGUGCGCCGUCGUGGAGCGGAAGGCCACCGCCUCGCCCCCGCGGUGGGCGCCCGCCGACGGGGCCUCGCCGCCGCCCCCGGCCGACGGCGCGCUGCCCUCGCGGAGCGGCGCAGGGGGCCUCCGGACGCCGGGGCACGCGACACCGCAGAGCCCGGGGAGCCCGCUGGGGGGCAGCCCUGCGAGCCAGCGGCGCUGGGGCGCGGAGCAGGCCACGGACCAGCCCUUCGCCGUCGGCGCGUUCGCCCCCCCGCGCUUCGACUUCGGCCCGGUCGGCGACGUGCCGAUGCACGAGGCGCUGCGCUGGGCGUCCCCGGCGCCGUGCGCUGCGGGGCCAAGGGCGGGCGAAGCGCUGCAGCACGCGGCGCCUCAGCCGCGGCGCGGUGGCCUCCCCACAGGGAGGGCAGCGCGGAGAGAAGGAGCCUGGCGGCCCCCCCUGGCCAGUCGCACGUGA
Prorocentrum cordatum is the source of this 1374-nucleotide messenger RNA. Lineage: Eukaryota; Dinophyceae; Prorocentrales; Prorocentraceae. The record is from the annotation of a GenBank genome assembly.